AUGUUGGAGCAGAGCUCUAGUUAUACAGGUAUGAUCUACAAGGAUUCCUCGUCAAUGGCCUUUCGGGUUCUCUUGAUCUUGAAGAACCGGAUGCCACCCUCGUUGGAAGGCAGCGUUCCGUGGUUGCCCUCGUCGCCGGAAAGAGGGCCGGACACGGGCUGCGAGAGCGGUGCCCCGGCUGGGCCGGCCUGGCCCAUUUCCAGCUGGCGCUGUUCUCGGUGGGUCUUGUACAUCCUGCGAACGCCGCUGCCGCAGGCGAGGAAGAACACAAUCAGCAGACACGCAACGGCGGCCCAGGACAUGCCGAGCAUGGACGCGCCGACCUUGGCAGACAUGCCGGCGUCGGAAAACUUGUUUCUCACCAUCACGGAGACUGCCGCUGAAACCGGUAAACACCAGGGCAAUCAGAAUAAAUGGGAACGAGAAUCUCGAGAGGUAGUAGUAGGUGUCUCUAUUGGAGACAAAGUCGUGGGGCAACGAGGUAGAGUUUCCGAAGUUGUCGUACGGAGAAAUAGGCUGGGCGGGGCCCAGGCUUGUGCAUUUUCCGUUGGAGUGCGAAUCGUAAGUGGCUGGGUGGCAAAUUCCCCAGAAGGUCCAUCUGGAGAUGUCUCCGUUGGGGUCGAGGUUGCCGGUUCUGGCCUGGACCCAGUAGAAGCGGUUGAAAGGGGACGACGAGACCGAGCCGGAGAAGAUGAUGAACAGCAGCAGCAACGUUGCGCCCGCCAGCAACACCACGGUGAGCAGUCUGAUGAGAGGAGUGCGCAGCAAAGGAAUUGA
Messenger RNA from Ogataea haglerorum, 777 nucleotides. RefSeq lists its product as uncharacterized. The record is from RefSeq and is a predicted model, not a curated record. Lineage: Eukaryota; Fungi; Ascomycota; Pichiomycetes; Pichiales; Pichiaceae. Bases 1 to 777 code for a protein of 258 amino acids. The transcript is spliced from 2 exons.